Molecule: messenger RNA, 1985 nt
Organism: Trichosurus vulpecula (common brushtail)
Lineage: Eukaryota; Metazoa; Chordata; Mammalia; Diprotodontia; Phalangeridae
Product: probable bifunctional dTTP/UTP pyrophosphatase/methyltransferase protein
Exons: 14
Coding region: 147-1985 (612 amino acids)
Molecular function (GO): nucleoside triphosphate diphosphatase activity; O-methyltransferase activity
Source: RefSeq, a predicted model, not a curated record
UGCCGGUAGGGCGUGACCGUUUCUGACCGCCGCAACCGCCUCGGCCCCGCCGGAACCCCGCAGCAGCUGCCCGGGCCUUGUCAGUGUCAGUGUCAGUAUCAGUGUCUGUGUCAGUAUCACCGUCAGUGUCAGUGUCAGUGUGAGCGAUGGUGCUGUGCCCGGUGAUCAAGAAGCUCGUCAGCAAGCGCGUGGUGCUGGCCAGUGCCUCCCCCCGGAGACAGGAGAUCCUGAACUGCGCCGGCCUGAGGUUCGAGGUGGUGCCAUCCAGAUUUAAAGAGACUCUAGACAAGUCUUCAUUUGCAAUGCCUUACGAGUAUGCCGUGGAAACAGCAAAACAAAAGGCCCUCGAUGUGGCAAACAGGAUGAAUGUGAAAGACUUUAGACCUCCAGACGUUGUCAUAGGAGCAGACACUAUUGUGACGGUGGACGGACUGAUCCUGGAGAAGCCAGCUGAUAAGCAAGAUGCCUAUAACAUGCUUUCAAGGUUAAAUGGAAAAAUACACAGUGUGUUUACUGGAGUAGCAAUCGUUCAUUGCAGCAGUAAAGAUAAGCAGCUAGAAACAGAAGUCUUUGAAUUCUAUGAGGAAACCAAAGUUAAAUUUUCUGACCUGUCGGAGGAGCUUUUAUGGGAAUACAUUCAUAGUGGAGAACCCAUGGACAAAGCUGGUGGCUAUGGCAUACAGGCCCUUGGGGGCAUGUUAGUUGAGUAUGUCCAUGGAGACUUUUUGAAUGUGGUAGGGUUCCCACUGAACCACUUUUGCAAAAAGUUGAUGGAAUUGUAUUAUCCACCCCCUAAAGAUGCGAUACAUCAUGAAAAGCAUGACUCAAUCCCUUCAGUAGAAACCUUUGAAGUGCUAAGCGAUGAAGAAUACGGCAAUUCAAAUUCUACUCAACGAAAUGUGACCAACAAGCUAGAAGGUGACGAUGCAUUCUCUUCUGGAGCUACCGGGAGCCUAGGAAAGAAAGAAGUAGGCCAACGCGUGAUGGGAGAGUCUGUGGUGAAAUGCAGAGGGGACGCGGAAAACCUGACUAAAUUUCCAUCUGCUCUUAUAGAGCUUUUGGAUGGCUUUAAAGCUUCAAAGGCAAUGUUUGUGGCCUGUAAGCUAAAGGUAUUUGAUCUGCUUAAAGGCAAAGUCCUUCUGAAGGCCAAAGAUGUUGCUGACCACAUAAAUGCAUCUGUAUGUGGGACCGAGAGAUUACUUGAUUCCUGCACAGCACUUCAAUUAUUAAAGAAAACCAACCAAGGUUACAGUAAUACAGAAUUGGCUGAUAAGUACUUGGUGUCUGAUAGUGAAUAUUCUCUGCAUGGCUAUGUCAUGCAUGCUAAUGAUCAUGUUUGGCCACUGUUCACACACCUGGAAUCUGCUGUCAAAGAGGGAACAAAUCAGAACCAUCGAGCUUUUGGGAAGAAAGCUCAGGACUUAUUUCAGGACUCCUAUUAUCACAGCAUGGAGACAAAACUACGUUUUAUGAAUGCCAUGCAUAGCAUAAUCAAGCUGACUGCAAGGGAUGUGGCCACAGCUUUUGACCUGUCAAGAUUUCGCUCUGCCUGUGAUUUGGGAGGCUGUACGGGAGCUUUGGCCCAAGUGCUAAUACAAGAAUACCCAAAUCUAAAAGUGACUGUAUUUGACCUUCCUAAUGUCAUUGAAAAUGUUUCUUGUUUUCAACCUACUGGACAAGACACCAGUCGAAUAACUUUCACAUCAGGUAAUUUUUUCGAAGAUAACAUCCCUGAAGCUGAUCUUUACAUCCUUUCAAGAGUCCUCCAUGACUGGCCAGAUGACAAGAUUGAUGCAUUAUUAAGUAAAAUUUCAGAUCUUUGCAAACCAGCCUGUGCCUUGCUAGUAGCUGAAAUUGUACUUGGCGAAGAGAAGAUAGACCCUCCAAGAGCUGUGCUGCAGUCUCUUAGUAUGACGGAAGGCAAGCAGAGGGUAAUGGAUGACACCCGGCUGGUGUGGCAUCUUGCAAUAUCAAAUACGUCAUAA